AUGCUCCCUCUCCACCUGUGCUUGAGCGACAAGGAAACUAUAGCGAGGAAGACCAGAACUCUUCUUGCCAUCGCUACAGCUGGUGAAAAGGUUGAGGAGGCCCUGCAAGAGCAUGCGUCCGAGCUGGACUUUGCUGCUGUCCGCUUAAUGGAGAAGAGGAUUGAAGCUGCAUACAAGUCAGGUGAGGGCAAGGUGGGUAUUCAGGGGCUCUUGCUGCUCCUGAAACGCAUCAGGCUGAUAGCAGAGAGGAAUGCUGCCUCGCCUGCUGAGCGUCUGCUGGACGACUGCCUUCGAGUGCUGGCCAACCCCACACAAGACACAGAUGAGAGUCAGGAGGAAAUACUGGAUUACAUGGAGCUUGCCUUUGAUUUACCAAGGGCAGGGAGUGGUCCUGCCGAUUUGUUCGCAGCAGCUGCGAUGCUUGCAGAGGAGGAGGAGGAGGACUCUGAUGAUGACGACGAUGCCGGUGAACAUGUGGGAAGGGAAGAGUUUGUACUGGUGACGCGAAGCAUGCUGGAGAAAGCCCAAGAACAGAGGGACAUGCUACAGCAGGCACUGCAGAGAGGGGACGUGGACAAGGCUGCUGCGAGCAGGGUGUUGCAGGACCGUGUGCAACUGAUUGAGCACCUGCAAGAGAUCUGCGAUCUAGCGAAUAUUUUCAUGUAA
Messenger RNA from Coccomyxa subellipsoidea C-169, 666 nucleotides. RefSeq lists its product as hypothetical. NCBI's taxonomy places the organism in Eukaryota, Viridiplantae, Chlorophyta, Trebouxiophyceae, Coccomyxaceae. The transcript is spliced from 6 exons. Bases 1 to 666 code for a protein of 221 amino acids. The record is from RefSeq and is a predicted model, not a curated record.